AGGGAUUAAUAGCAGAGAACCAAAAACAUCAAGAACAAAAGUCUGUCUCUCUCACAAAAUGAGUGAAAUGAAGAAAUAACAACUGAUUGAACAAACAGUGAUAGCUAAUCAAUGCCCCUAACUGAGAGCAAAUUUGCAAUUGGAUCAUUACAAAAAUGAUAUCUAGUAUUUUUGACUCAUUUUCUUCAGCUUCACUUGUCACAGUAUUAACACUUCUUAUAACGAUAGCAUACUACAUCUUCAGAAAUAGAAACAUUCCGCCAGGCCCUAUUGGUUUGCCAUAUUUUGGAUACUGGCCCUUUAUAAAAGAUAAUGAAUGUAAUUUACAACUGUACAGUUUCAAGAAAAAGUACGGAGAUAUUUUCAGUUUUACAUGCACCGGAAGACUAUAUAUCAAUUUAGGGAGUUUGAAAAUUUUGCGCGAAGCAUUCAUAAACAAAUCAGAAUUUUUUGGUGAAAGAGCGGCAGGUUAUAGCAUUAUGAACCAUUUCUUCAAAGAUGGGGUUCUCGCCAUCAAUGGAGAACCAUGGAAAGCAACUCGAAAAUUCUUCUUAGUGCUUCUGAAAGAACGUGGUGCAAAUUCCCUAAAGACCAGCUUAGCUGGUCCUUUGUACGAUUCCAUUAAAUCUACCAUGAAUGAUUUAAAAAUGAGGAACGGAGAACCCAUAAACUUGAUAGAUUUCUUGAUGAAAGAAUGUUGCACAAUCUUGAGAUUGACAUUAUUUGGUGAGACAGGAGUUACUGAGGAACAACUCAGGAAAUUCAAUGAAUUAUACUCCACAGAAAUAACUUGCAUGACUCCAAGAAGUAUACUUCUGAGAGGAACAUUUGCGAAAUAUUUUAUCUUUCCGUUCAUGCCCAAUUUUUCUAUAGCCUUAAAGUGCCAUAAGAAAUUAGAAAAAUUAGUUCAAGAUAUAAUCAAUGAACAUAAAGACACUUACGAUGCUGAAAAUCCUCGAGAUAUUAUCGACGAAUAUUUCAAAGAACGGGACGACAGAAGACGCAGAGGAGAUCCUACAGCAAAUUAUUUUACUGAUAAAGUGUUACUGGGCUCCAUUGCUCAAUUUAUGGGAGAUGGUGCUCUGUUGGUUGCAUCUUUUACCAGUUUGCUAAUGAGUGGUAUGCUGCUCUUCCCUGAAGAGCAGGAUAAGUUGUACAGUGAAAUCAUGGAAGUGAUUGGCUUGGAAAGGCAGCCUACCAUUGAAGAUAAAACUAGAUUAACCUACUUCAAUGCUUAUAUACAGGAAUCUACUAGAAAAACAGAUUGCUUCACAUUUCUUCCUAAUCAAGUAUGCACAAAAGAAACCACUGUUGGAGGAUACAGAAUUCCCAAAGGCGCCAUUUUGAUUCCAAACUUUUAUUCAUGUCACAAUGAUCCUGAAGUGUAUGAAAAACCAGAAAAAUUUGAUCCGUCUAGAUACAUUCCAGUGGAUGGUAAACGAAAGGCUGAUCCACCAAUUCUAUUUGGCGCAGGCAAAAGAACCUGCAUUGGAGAAGGCUUCGUAAUGACUCAGACUUUCUUACUUUUGGCUACUCUUAUACAAAAUUUCCAUCUUUCACUGCAAGAAGGAACGAAGAUUUCAGUUGAAACAUUUUUGACCAGUAAUCUGAUGGUUCGUGCUGAGCCGAGAAAUAAAAAUUGA
Messenger RNA from Argiope bruennichi, 1643 nucleotides. RefSeq names its product cytochrome P450 2J2-like. Gene Ontology annotation, molecular function: oxidoreductase activity, acting on paired donors, with incorporation or reduction of molecular oxygen; monooxygenase activity; heme binding. The record is from RefSeq and is a predicted model, not a curated record. The coding region runs from base 156 to 1643 and encodes 495 amino acids. The transcript has 8 exons. Lineage: Eukaryota; Metazoa; Arthropoda; Arachnida; Araneae; Araneidae.